UGCGGAAGUGCCGGUGCCCGCGGCCGAGCCCCCGGGGCAGCUGCAGGGUGCGUGGCGAGAGCCCGUGCAGGGGGCUUCCCAAGCCUUGGGGUGCCCCCGGCAGCGCAGCCCCCUCCGUGCCCGGAUGGCAGCAAGCACCUGAGCUCCCCCCCCUGGCAGCGGGGCCCGGCCAUGGAGACCGUGGUGAUCGUGGCCAUCGGGGUGCUGGCCACCAUCUUCCUGGCAUCACUGGUGGCACUGGUGGUGGUGUGCCGGCAGCGGUACUGCCGCCCCAAAGCCCUGCGGCACCGCGCCGACACCAGACCCAUCGUGGAUCUGAUGGGCACAGCCGAGACGCCGUCGGAGCCGUCGGAGCUGGAGCUGGACGACGUGGUGAUCAGCAACCCCCACAUCGAGGCCAUCCUGGAGAGCCAGGACUGGCUGGAGGAUGCCUCGGGUCUGGUGUCCCAUUGCAUCGCCAUCCUGAAGAUCUGCCACACGCUGACAGAGAAGCUGGUGGCCAUGACCAUGGGCUCAGGAGCUCGCCUCAAAUCCCCCUCCAGCCUGGGGGACAUCGUGGUGGUGGCCAAACGCAUCAGCCCCAGGGUGGAUGAUGUGGUGAGAUCCAUGUACCCACCGCUGGACCCCAAACUGCUGGAUGCCAGGGCCGCCGCGCUGCUGCUGUCCGUCAGUCACUUGGUGCUGGUGAGCCGCUCCGUGUGCCAACAACCCUCCGCUCGCCUCUGGGUCGAGCGCUCGCUGGCAGCGGCCGAGGAGCACAUGGCAGCCCUGCGCCAGGCUGCCCUGGCCACCGAAUCCCCCCGCCCGCUCCCCCCCGAGCCCUUCCGCCACGAGCAGUCGCCCAUCUGACCCCCCUCCCCUCCAAUAAACCCCCCCGGGAGCCGCCCGGGGGCAUCCCACCCCCUGCGAAGGGACGGGGUGU
This is a messenger RNA of Colius striatus (speckled mousebird), 922 nucleotides long. RefSeq names its product transmembrane protein 98-like. The transcript is spliced from 7 exons. The record is from RefSeq and is a predicted model, not a curated record. Gene Ontology annotation, cellular component: endoplasmic reticulum. Bases 172 to 849 code for a protein of 225 amino acids. Lineage: Eukaryota; Metazoa; Chordata; Aves; Coliiformes; Coliidae.